CACGUUUCAUAACAUAUUGCAACGAAGCUCUCACCAAAAUUUUCAAUAGAACCAUGGAUGAUUCAAUCAAAGUGAUCUCCACAAGUACAAUCCAAGCACCAAAUGGCAACUCAACCGAUUUUCAAAAAAUAGACUUAACACCAUGGGAUCUCCAAUUCCUCCCCAUUGAAACCAACCAAAAAGGCCUUAUUUUCCAACACCAACCCAAUAUUGACCCAUCUUCGUUAAAAAACCAAAUCCAUCAUUUGAAACAAACUCUCUCCUCCACUCUUCCCUUCUUCCCGCCCCUCGCCGGUCGUCUUGUAAUCACUCAACACCAAGAAGAAGAAGAAAACAACAACCCCUCCUCAUCAUCAUCGUCAUGUCACGUCAUUUUCAACAACGUUGGCGCACUCUUCGUCCACGCCACAGCACAAAACACUACUGUUUCUGACAUCCUUCAACCCGAAAACUAUAUUGUACCUCCCAUUGUCUACUCUUUCUUCCCACUCAACGGCGUCAAAAACUGCGAAUCCACUUCCCACACAAUUCUUGCCGUCCAAGUAACCGAGUUACUUGACGGCUUAUUCAUUGGCAUCACAAUCAACCACGCAGUAAUAGACGGUAAGUCGUUUUGGCAUUUCGUCAAUUCUUGGUCUCAAAUCUCACGAGGUGAUUCUUUAAACAAACUCCCUUCACUUAAACGCUGGUUUCCGAACGACAUUCAUCAACUUCCCAUACGUUUCCCUUUCACAACUGAUCAAUUAACCGAAACCUCCAAACCCAACAACUUAGCUGAAAGAGUUUUCCAUUUCACAAAGGAGAAAAUCGCGGAACUGAAAUCCAAAGCGAACAUCGAAACUGAAACUGAGAAUAUUACAAUCUCUUCGCUUCAAGCGGUACUAUCUCAUGUUUUACGUUCCGUGGUUCGUUGCGAAAGGCUUGAUCCUCAACAAGAGGUUCUAUAUUUUUUGCUGAUUGGGGUUAGAGCAAAGAUGAUUCCUCCGCUUGAAGAUGAAUAUUUCGGAAACGCAAUUUUGGUUUGUGCGUUUACAAUGAAAGCAGAAGAAAUUCUUGAUAGUGGUAUUGGAAAGGUUGUUUUGAAGAUGAACAAAUCGAUUUCUCUAUAUUCUGAUGAUGAGAAAAUAAAAAACAGUUAUGAGCGAUGGUUGAAAAAACCAAAGUUUCUUACGGGUGGUGAGUUGGCCCGUAGGUAUUAUUACAUGACAACAACAAAUUCUCCGAGGUUUGAUGUUUAUGGUAAUGAUUUUGGUUGGGGAAAGCCGGUUGGUGUUCGAAAUGGCGGUGCGAAUAAAGACAAUGGAAAGAUUAGUGUGUUUGCUGGGGCUGAUGAGGGAAGUAUGGACAUUAUAGUAUGCCUUCCUUGUAAGAUUUUAGAGGCCAUGGGAAAUGACACUGAGUUCUUGAGUUACUAGUUUUAGGUAAGUAUAUGUUAAUGUCUAAACUAAAACAUGUGAGUUUCUGUCUUUGAGAGUAUUGUAUGGACACAGUUAGCAAAAUUUAACAUCA
Messenger RNA from Vicia villosa (hairy vetch), 1509 nucleotides. RefSeq lists its product as uncharacterized. Lineage: Eukaryota; Viridiplantae; Streptophyta; Magnoliopsida; Fabales; Fabaceae. The transcript has a single exon. Bases 54 to 1415 code for a protein of 453 amino acids. The record is from RefSeq and is a predicted model, not a curated record.